UACACUCUACUCACGUACAGAGUACGGUUUUCAACUCACGCCAAAACUCAAGUCUCCUCUCUCACCAUUGAUCAAACCAACAAAAAACCUUUUUUGCAGAGCAGAAGCAUAUUUCCUUUGUGUUUCCUCUCUCGUUUCUCUCUCUAUUUCCUUGUAAUUUGUUGUCUCAUUUCUCUUCAGAAGUUGAACAAAAAAGGUUACCCACUUUAGGGAGGGCGACACUUGCAAAAAAUUAUUGUUGAUGGCAUCAUCUGACGAAGAGGGUGAAAUUGUUCCAAACUGUAUAACAAAUUACCAUUUCGUUGGCUGCAAUGGAGAACCUGUUUCAUUUUCCAUUUUGCCUCUACAGUGGGGGGAUGAUGAUGAUGUAAUUGGAGGGGCAGUGAAUAAUAAUGUGGAGAUAUAUUUGCGUGGAACUGCAGAUGAUGGUCUUCAGCACAUUUAUAAGAAGGUUCUAGCUUGGAGAUUUGAACUUUCUUAUGCCCUGCCUGAAAUUCAUGUGCUUUCCAAAGAUAAAAUUUGGAUUAAACUCCUUAAACCUCGAAAAAGUUACGUAGAUACUAUUAGAACAAUACUCAUCACCGUUCAUUUCCUCCACUUUGUGAAGAAGAAUCCAGAAACAUUUGGAGAGAUUGUGUGGAAUCACAUUGGGAAAAGUUUUAGUGCAUACGAGGUACUACCUUGUAAAGAUGAUCUGCUAGAGCAUAUGCCAACAAUCAAAGAAGCUGCAAGGAGGGAUAAAGAUAUAUCUAGUUCCAAGAAUUUGAAUGCAUUUCUUUUGGAGACAUCACAAAAGAGGAUAGACGAUAAUGAGUGCAAUCGAGCAAAAAAGAGACCCCACUUUGUUAUUGAGACCAAUAACGAUGCUGAUAGUGGUACCAAUGAUGAUUCAGAUGAAGAUGAAGAUGAAGAUGAACAAUUUGAUCAUGUUUGUGCUCUUUGUGAUGAUGGGGGAGAACUUUUGUGUUGUGAAGGCCGCUGCAUACGAUCUUUCCAUCCGUCCAUAGAAUCUGGAGUUGAAUCUUCUUGUGAAUCUCUUGGUUACAGAAAUCUACAAGCAAUCCAGACCUUCUUGUGCAAAAAUUGCCAAUAUCAACAACAUCAAUGUUUUGCUUGUGGCUUGUUGGGGUCAUCUGACAAAUCAUCUGGUGCAGAGGUCUUCCCUUGCGUUUCUGCAACUUGUGGACACUUCUUUCAUCCUAAAUGCGUCUCAGUGUUACUUUUCCCUGGUGAUGAAUGUCGAGCCUUAGAGCUGCAGAAGCAAAUUGUAGCUGGAGAAUCAUUUACUUGCCCUGCUCAUAAAUGUUUUGUCUGCAAGAAAGGAGAGGAUAAAAAGACAAUUGAGAUGCAAUUUGCAAUUUGUAGACGCUGUCCAAGGGCAUAUCAUCGCAGAUGCUUACCAAGAUGUAUUGCUUUUGAGCCCUCCGAUUAUGACAAGAACAUCCAGAGAAGGGCUUGGAAUGAUCUUUUGCCCAGUCGUAUCUUGAUAUACUGUAUGGACCACAAGAUUAUUCCUAUAAUUGGGACUCCAAAAAGAGACCAUAUCCUAUUCCCACAUGUUGUUGGGAAAGCAAACUCACCAUCUUCAGGACCUUUGAGGAUUCUCUCACGAAAGAGUAAGGUUCUUGGUGCUCUCACUGAAACAAGUGUCGUGAACAUGAAAAAGCCUUUUGAAGCGAGGCACAAUGCUAUUAAAGUUGGUGAUUCUUAUGGAAAAGGAAAACCAUGUAAGCCUCCAACACAAGAAAGAGGCAAAUUGAAGGCGCCACUGGGUACAAAGUUGGUCUUUGCCCCACAAAGUACUUAUAGUGGCAAGACAAUGAAUGUCCGACCAGCUAUGCCAGUGAUGAAGAAGGCCAGCAGUUCACGGGAAUUGGAAGAUAAUGAAAUGAAAAAGAGAAUGAUGACUUUGAUAAAAAACUCUACCUCUUCGUUUAAUGUGGAGGAAUUUAUAAAUGAGCAGAACCGGAAAUGUAUCGAUAGUAACUCUCGAAAAGUUUUCACAGACAAGGCCAUUACCUUGGGAAAAGUUCAGUGUUCCGUGAAGGCUAUUGGAAUAGCGUUGAAGAAACUAGAAGAAGGACACAGCAUUGAAGAUGCGAAAGCUGUCUGUGAACCAGAAAUUCUCACUCAGAUUUUCAGAUGGAAGAAGAAGCUAGGAUCUUAUCUUGCCCCUUUUCUUAAUGGCAUGCGCUAUACAUCUUUCGGUCGCCACUUCACGAAGGUGGACAAACUGAAGGAGGUGGUUAAUAGACUAAGAUGGUAUGUGCAAGAUGGUGACACGAUAGUGGACUUCUGCUGUGGCUCCAAUGACUUAAGCUGCUUGAUGAAAGAAGAACUAGACAGAAUGGGGAAAAAAUGCCAAUUCAGAAAUUUUGAUCUCAUACAACCAAAGAAUAAUUUCAACUUUGAGAAGAGGGAUUGGAUGACUGUUGGUUUAAGAGACUUGCCAGAAGGAUCCAAUUUGAUCAUGGGGCUGAAUCCUCCUUUUGCCUCGGCAAAUGAAUUUGUAAGCAAGGCUCUUACAUUCAGACCAAAGCUUCUUAUUAUUACUGUUCCGAAAGAAACAAAAAGACUUGAUGAAAGAAGAAAGAAUCCAUAUGAUAUAAUUUGGGAAGAUGACAUUAUCUUGGCUGGCAAGUCCUUUUACCUGCCAGGAUCAAUUAAUGUGCAUAACCAGCAGAUGGAGCAAUGGAACAUCAACUCCCCUCCAUUGUAUCUGUGGAGUCGCCCAGAUUGGACUGCUAAGCACAAAGCAAUAGCUGUUGAGCACGGGCAUAUCAGGAAAGAUAGCCAAAAGUGGGAAGAAGAAGAAAACAAAGUAAACACAGGAAUCACAAAUUACCUGAUGCAAGAAACGCAUGAUUGCUAUGGUGACUUUUCUGACAUUGUGACCAGCUGUGGUGACAUCAAUAGCUUGCUGGAUGAUAUCCCUGAGAUAUCUAUUGGUGCUGAUUAUAAUCAGAAUCAACCUUUUGGCAUUCCUGAGCAGGAAUAUGGCUUGAGCAAUAGACAAGAGGUGCUUGGCUACGAAAGUAAGGAUGCAAGUGAAACACUGCGAGCUGAGGAAAUGUGCAUUGACAUGGAACUGUCAACUCCAACGGGAUCCCCACUUCACUAAAAGAUGAAGUGUCUAUUCUCAAUGGUAGGCCUUCGUCUUUCAGUUCAGUAUUGACCACUCAUACCAUUUUGCUAAUAUACUUGAGCAUGAUAGAAGUUAGCUUUUAUGUCUUUUCUUUUUGGUACUGUCACUCGAAGUGGAAGGAUCUGACAGUCUAAAUUUGCACAUUAAGGAUGUGAUCUUGGACACAAUUCCUAUAUACUGGUAGGCUGGUAGCUGUGCAUAUCUGUAUGUAGCCUUUAGUAGGAGACUUCAAGGGCGGCUCUAGGGUAAGGCACGUGAAGCCCUUGCCUUAGUCCCCCAAAUAUUUAAGGCCCCAAAAAUAAGAAGACUACUAUAUUGUUA
Molecule: messenger RNA, 3466 nt
Organism: Nicotiana attenuata
Lineage: Eukaryota; Viridiplantae; Streptophyta; Magnoliopsida; Solanales; Solanaceae
Product: protein ENHANCED DOWNY MILDEW 2-like
Exons: 20
Coding region: 242-3121 (959 amino acids)
Source: RefSeq, a predicted model, not a curated record